This is a messenger RNA of Fomitiporia mediterranea MF3/22, 1494 nucleotides long. RefSeq lists its product as uncharacterized. The transcript is spliced from 3 exons. Bases 13 to 1344 code for a protein of 443 amino acids. Lineage: Eukaryota; Fungi; Basidiomycota; Agaricomycetes; Hymenochaetales; Hymenochaetaceae. The record is from RefSeq and is a predicted model, not a curated record. Gene Ontology annotation, molecular function: nucleic acid binding.
AAAGGCUCUGUGAUGGGUCUUGCAGGACGAAAACAAAAGCAACGCAUAGGUGCUGACCCUCGAAACCUCACUUGGGCAGACGAUGCGGCAAAAUUCGGCCAAACGUACCUUGCGAAACUCGGAUGGGAUCCGUCUCGCGGACUUGGUGCAUCGGGGGAUGGACGUACUUCACACAUCAAGGUCGUGCAGAAACUGAAUAUGCUCGGUAUCGGCGCAGGUGCGAAGCAGGAGGGAGAUGUUGCUUGGAAGCAGAACAGGGACUACGAGAUGUUGUUGAAGAGACUGAACGAGGGAUUAGAGGGUGGGAAGGAUGAUAUUGGACAGGCGGAGGACGACGAAAGCAAGGUGGAUGCAGACGGGGACAAGGGUGAUGAAAUACAGGUCAAGAAAAAGAGAAAACGAAAGCAAGAUGUGGAUGUGGAUGCCGAGGAUGAGGAGAAGCGCAGGCAGAAGAGAGAGAAGAAAGGGAAGAAGGCGAAAAGGGAGAAGGAGAAAUUGGACAGCGAAAAGGUUGAAGAACUAGUGACGACCGACGAGAAAGCAGGACCCUCAGAACAGCCAGCCUCAGCUCUGGUUAUUCAAGCUCCCACACCUCGCCCCAUGGCACACCGCGCACGAUUCCUCCGUUCAAAGAAACUUGCUUCCCACUCUUCAACCGCUGUCGCUGAGAUACUCGGUAUCGCCACCUCUUCUUCCAAUACUCCUGUCGCUUUCGGCUCUGCCACGCCCUUCCCUCCUAGUUCUGAUAGCUCGACGCCGGUCACGGAGGCAGAUCAAGAAAUACGGACGUCAAGCAUAAGUGUCGGAGAUUACUUCAGAGAGAAGCUUGCCAGUCGAGCGAAUUCUCGUAUCGCAGCUGCGUCUCCGUUAUCAUCGUCUAUUAUACCACAAGAUCCAACGAACGCGGUCGACAACGGGACAGCAGGUACUUGUUCCUACGAUGAAGACAAUGCGCCACGCAGAGGACUCGGCUCAAGAGCGAUCCAUGUACCUCAGACAGCUGCGAAGGACGAUGAGGAUGUACCACGUGCUGGGCUUGGUAUGAAAUUUGGCAUGCUAAUGGGUGGUUUCACACGUCCAGAUUCUACGCCAGCUUCCUCGGCAGAGACGCCAGAAGAAUCACAACCAGACGACGGGAAAGAAAAGAAAGGGAAGAAAAAGAAAAAGCGGAAGGACAGGGCGUCUGAAAAGCUAGUCGAGGACGAUUCACCUAAGGAUACCUCCACUGAAGUUCGGGACGAUCAGGAAGACGCGAGGAAGAAAGACAAGGCAGCGCGAAGGGAGAAGAAACAGAAGGACAAGGAGAAAAAGAAAAGGGAGCAGUACACUGAGGAAGACUUGUAGUGAUUCGUCCCAGCGUCGUUAGACUUUGCAAUUCAUUACUUUCUUUUAGGUUUUGUUUUCGGCUUACUUCCUACAUAGACCACUGUAAGGUAACUCACUGUGCCUUACAAUUGAAAUUCUUCUCCUCAAAAGCACACUCUUAACUGACUG